GGGGAGAAACCAUUUCAAUGCAUGGAAUGUGGAAAGAACUUCAGUCAGAGUGGAAGUCUUAGAAUUCAUCAACGGACUCACACAGGGGAAAAACCAUUUAAAUGCAUGGAAUGUGGAAAGACCUUCAGUCAGAGUGAACACUUUAGAAUUCAUCAACGGACUCACACGGGGGAAAAACCAUUUAAAUGCAUUGAGUGUGGAAAGAGCUUCACUGUGAAUGGAAGUCUUAGAAUUCAUCAAAGGACUCACACGGGGGAGAAACCAUUUAAAUGCAUGGAGUGUGGAAAGAGCUUCAGUCAGAGUGGAGAACUUAGAAAACAUCAACAGACUCACACAGGGGAGAAACCAUUUGAAUGCAUGGAGUGUGGAAAGAGCUUCCGUCGAAGUGGACACCUUAGAAUUCAUCAACGGACUCACACAGGGGAGAAACCAUUUGAAUGCAUGGAGUGUGGAAAGAGCUUCAGUCGGAGUGGACACCUUAGAAUUCAUCAACGGACUCACACAGGGGAGAAACCAUUUAAAUGUCUGGAGUGUGGAAAGAGCUUCAGUCAGAGUGGAGACCUUAGAAAACAUCAACGGAUUCACACAGGGGAGAAACCAUUUAAAUGCAUAGAGUGUGGAAAGAGCUUCAGUCAGAGUGGACACCUUAGAAUUCAUCAACGGACUCACACAGGGGAGAAACCAUUUAAAUGCAUGGAGUGUGGAAAGAGCUUCAGUCAGAGUGGAGAACUUAGAAAACAUCAACGGACUCACACAGGGGAGAAACCAUUUAAAUGUAUGGAGUGUGGAAAGAGCUUCAGUGAGAGUGGAAACCUUAGAAACCAUCAACGGACUCACACAGUGGAAAAACCAUUUGAAUGUAUGGAGUGUGGAAAGAGCUUCACUGUGAGUGGAAGUCUUAGAAUUCAUCAACGAACUCACACGGGGGAGAAACCAUUUGAAUGUAUGGAGUGUGGGAAGAGCUUCAUUACAAGAGGAGUUCUUGCAAAACAUCAACAAACUCAUACAGGGGAGAAACCAUAUAAGUGCUAGGGAACUGGACAGACAUUUAGUUGUAGUGGAAGUCUUACAAACCAUCAAAAGACUUUGAGGGGUAGGAGGUGUAAGAGUGGAAACUACGAACCAUCAAUUAUCUCAAAGAAGGGAAAAGGUUUAAAUAGAAGGAGUGUGGAAUCUCCUUUGGUUAUUAUGGAACACUUUUUAAGAGUAUAGAACCUGUUUCUCUCCAAGUUGACACUUUCUUUCACAUCCAUAACAGGAAAUCAAUCUUAAAUGCAUGCAGCCUAUGUGAGCCUUUGUUGUUUGUAUGUAACAUUGUCUAGACAUGUUUUUAAAGUAAUGAAGAUAACGUUUCACAAUAAUAAGCAUAAUAUAUUUAAUGUACUGUUAGAUAAUGAGGGGGAGUGUGUAAUCUGGAGUGCUGCUUCUGAGGGAGGAUGGACUGAGAGUGAGCUGGUUUUGGUGUUUGGUGGAGGGAGUUGGGAAUGUUUGUAUCUGGGGAUGGAGCUGAGACUGGGGGUGUUGCUUUCGAAGCAGAGUUAGAUUAAUAUUGUAGGAACAGCAGCCUAACUCCCACUUUUAUUAUUGCCAUAAUGGAACCAUGAAGACACAGAAAGACUGAAAGCACCUACUUAUAUGCCCAAGGUAAUCUUGAAACCCUCACCUAUUCUUUUGAUUGAUAAGAUAUAUUGUGUAUAGAUAUAUUUGGUGGCAGGAGAAAUAAAAGGGGUAUUUAGU
Messenger RNA from Lacerta agilis (Sand lizard), 1737 nucleotides. Its product is annotated as zinc finger protein 180-like. Lineage: Eukaryota; Metazoa; Chordata; Lepidosauria; Squamata; Lacertidae. The annotation marks the transcript as partial. The transcript has 2 exons. The record is from RefSeq and is a predicted model, not a curated record. Gene Ontology annotation, cellular component: nucleus.